AUAAAUGAUCCUGGAGCACUACCGAUAAGCAAUGAUACACAAGAACCGCCUCCCGGAACAAUGUUCGCGGGCGAACAAUCAAUGGUGGUUUUAUCUUACAAUGGAACUGCAACACCUGUACAGGGGCUCACGCUAGAGGAAGUGAAGGUCCACGAAUGCACAUUUGUGCCCUAUAUCAAUCGGACAAGCCUGGUAUUUCUUGAAAGAGAUGGAAAGCGUGAAGCCGUAGAAACUACACCAAUCGAGAUGGACUAUGCAUUAUUAUCUGAUGAAGCCCAUUGGAGCGACGACAGUAGCAUAACCGAACAAGAUCGUCUCAUGUUGAAUGCUUACGCCCUGCAAGUCGCUGAACUGAGAGCUAUAAUCGAUCAAGACCAAGACGAAUUUAACGACCAUGUCAGCAGCGAAUGGUACUUUGUAAACAGUGAUAUAAACACCAUUGAGAAUUUCCUCAAACAUCUUGCUUCCAGAAUGGACUUGAUAAUCGUAUUUGGUCGACCAGAGCGUCUCGGUACUGUGGGUGGCGAGGCAUGCUACAAUCUACCGACUCAAUACCACGUCGAUCCAGCGGCGUACUAUACUUUAUCGCUCUCUUUACUAGUCCCCAUGGUUUGGUGGGUUUCGGUGUGGAUCUUUGCGCUGCGUCGUACGGGUGGCGUGUCGCGUGGUAAUUCACAAGUGUUGCUUUUGGUGGCCGGGUUUACUGCUGCUUUACGACGCCGCUUUAAAGGCAUGUCCCACGCCAGUGCAAGUGCUAUUUUCGAGCGAGCGAAACAGACGGAUGUCAAGUUUGGUGAAUUGACCUACUCGUCCUCCUCAACAGAUCUUCAUCGCCACCAGCAAAGUACAAGACGUGGUCACAUUACGUUUGGUACGCCGGAUCAAAUAUCCCCACUCUUUCAACGAAAUAUCCCAGCGACAGAAGCAACAACCGCUUAAAACAAGUGGAUUCAAACUAUGUUGUUCAAAAGCAAACAUUACAGUAGCUACAAUAUCAAUCGUUCAUUUUUUAUUUGGACAUAGCAUAUGCAUAUUUCAAUACAUACAUACAAAAG
Molecule: messenger RNA, 1055 nt
Organism: Zychaea mexicana
Lineage: Eukaryota; Fungi; Mucoromycota; Mucoromycetes; Mucorales; Lichtheimiaceae
Exons: 1
Coding region: 61-939 (292 amino acids)
Source: RefSeq, a predicted model, not a curated record